Molecule: messenger RNA, 222 nt
Organism: Phytophthora sojae
Lineage: Eukaryota; Oomycota; Peronosporomycetes; Peronosporales; Peronosporaceae
Exons: 1
Source: RefSeq, a predicted model, not a curated record
UGUCGUCAAACGGGCACGAUUGAUGACUACGUGGCUCGGUUUCGGCGUCUUAUCGCUAGGGUGCGUGACAUGAGCCAGCUGGACCAAAUCGAUCGUUUCUGCGAUGGUCUUAAGGCGGAGACUCGGAAGGAAGUCAGCUAUCGUCGCUGUUCGACUCUGUCGCAAGCUAUUGAGCAGGCCCAGGCUUACGAGCGUACCCAUUUCGGCAGUGCUCAAGGUUCG